Molecule: messenger RNA, 4403 nt
Organism: Gigantopelta aegis
Lineage: Eukaryota; Metazoa; Mollusca; Gastropoda; Neomphalida; Peltospiridae
Product: serine/threonine-protein kinase 10-like
Exons: 12
Coding region: 136-2292 (718 amino acids)
Biological process (GO): protein phosphorylation
Molecular function (GO): protein kinase activity; ATP binding
Source: RefSeq, a predicted model, not a curated record
UGUAAACAAAAACCAUGUCUACAAACACAAACACGUGAAGCCGUGUCAGGAAGGAAAUUAACAGUUAACAGCAGUAUAUCGAAACGACACUGUAACAUAUGAGACGAAAUGUUCAAAAUUUAAUUUUUAUAAAACAUGCAACACAUAGCAGUGGAGAAAAAACUUGGACAAGGAAGUUUUGCUAAUGUUUUUCUUGUGAAAAGCAAAGGCAAUCAACGUCCACCACUUCAAUAUGCCCUGAAGAUUAUAGAUCAGGACCGGUUUAGUGAGGAUGACAGAGUGAAGUCCGUCGGUGAAGCUAAGUUGAUGUUGCGUCUGCAUCACAGUCACAUCGUCUCAUGCUACGAUGCUUUCCAGUUUGACUCUCUCCUCCUGCUCGUCACCGAGUUCUGUCCGGGUGGGGACAUGUACUGUUACUUAAAGAACCGCAAAUCAUCUUCUCUAGUGGAACCAGUCGAAGAGCAGCAAAUCUUCAAAUGGCUACUGGAGAUCAGUAGUGGGUUAGAGUAUCUUCACAAAUCGAAGAUCUUACACCGUGAUAUAAAAACAAAGAACAUUUUCCUACAAGACAACCUCACUGUUCAGAUUGGAGACUUGGGCAUUGCCAAGCAGCUAGACUUCACGUUGGCAGAAGCAAACACUUUCCUUGGAACACCUAUGUACAUGUGUCCUGAAAUGUUCAAGUUCCAGUCAUACAGCUAUAAGGCUGAUGUGUGGAGUUUUGGGUGUUGUGUUUAUGAAAUGAUGACCUUGCAGUUUGCUUUUGAGACACCAUCCCAGAAAAAUUUGAUCCAAAUGAUUUUAAAUGGUGAGCUACCCAGAAUUCCCAGUAUCUACAGUGAAUCUCUCGCUAGUCUCGCCCAGUCCAUGAUGGCAGGCAACCCAGAACAGAGGCCUCACGCUGCCGAGAUAAAACAAACUGUACAGGGCUACAUGAAAAAGGCUGCUCUGAAGAAGAUUCCACCACGACAACGUCGCAGACUCUCCUCUGAUGUUGUUGACGUCGGUGAUAAUGUCAGUACGGGUGACACAUCGAGAAGAGAUGGCUCAUCUCUGGAUCGUCGAGAAGUGAUCAAUGCGCUGCUGGCAUAUUUCCGAGUGAACGUGUCUGUCGGGUUACACAGCGGGCUGGAGCACAAGACGUUCGCAGACUCUAAAGCUGGACUGUCUAAAACCGUCAAGUCCAUACCAAACUUGUUGUCUAGAGAUAACGAGACCGUCCUGUCACGCAACUUUGGUGUGAGUCACAAGACGGAUAGGAACAAGAGGGAAGAAGUUGAUACUAGUCACGGAAAUGGUCUAAGAUCUGAUGGUAGCAUUAAUGUGAAGUUAGGAAGUUGUGUGAAAUGUGGUGAACGCACUGGUACUAAUCAAAGAUAUGAUGUAAUAGGUGGAGGAAACUGUGAUACUAAUGAAAGACCUGAUGUGAAAUGUGGUGAAGGUGAUGAUACUAGUCAAGGAUAUUGUGUGACAGAGAGUGGUGACGUGAAGUCGUCCUGUGUGACAGAUCUCUCCAAGUGUGGCUGUAAAAGUCUGUCAUCGUUGUGUGCCAGCUGUGUUGAGGACUCCAGACUUGCAAGUCGUGUUCAGAGUCUGAGUCGAGACUCUGAGAGCUGUGGCUGUGAUGUUGUGGGGAACGAUCUGAGUCUCAGACAGGACAUAGACAACCACGACUCUCGUGAUGUAGCGUCGACUUCCGUCCAGUCGCAUGUCAGCAGUGUUAUCAGGUGGGCGAUGGAGAACAGGAUCACCUGCAACCAUGACAACCAGACACAGUUUCCUGAUGAGGAGUUUGAAAACAAGUCUCCACUACAGCAUCAGAUGUCUGUACCAGAUAUGGGGAGUGAGAGGAGAGGGCGAAGGAAAAAGAAGAACUUUCUAAGAGCAUUUUCUGAAAGGAAUAGUUUUGACAAUGAAGUUAAGACCAAUAGUAUGCAGAGUACUGAAUCCAAUUCAAAACCAAACGAGGGUGAGCAAGAUAAAAAGAAGAAAUCUGUAACGCUUUAUACAAGAAGUCAAAAAGUCACCUUCAAGAAAUCAGACAUGGAAGAAUUGAACACAGAAGACUCAGCCGAGUUCAAAGAGACGGAGAACGAUGGCAGGUCUUGUGAAGAAGAACUUGGCAAAGAUUUAUUGUUUCGAGCCUGUCAGUUAGUACAACUUGUAACCGAUGACAACCUCCUCCAGGCUCAACUCAGAGAUCUGCUUGGAUGGCGAAACUACAAAAAGUACAAAAGACAAAUCAUAGAACUCGCUAAUGGAACAACAAAAAGUACAGAAAACAAAUCAUAGAACUCACUAGUGGAACUACAAGAAGUACAGAAAACAAAUUAUAGAACUGUCUAAUUUAACUACAAGAAAUACAGAAAAUAAAUCACAGAACUCGCUAAUGGAACUACAUGAAGUACAGAAAACAAAUUAUAGAACUGUCUAAUGGAACUACAAGAAGUACAGAAAACAAACCAUAGAACUGUCUAAUGGAACUACAAGAAGUACAGAAAACAAAUUAUAGAACUGUCUAAUGGAACUACAUGAAGUACAGAAAACAAACCAUAGAACUGUCUAAUGGAACUACAAGAAGUACAGAAAACAAAUUAUAGAACUGUCUAAUGGAACUACAUGAAGUACAGAAAACAAACCAUAGAACUCGCUAAUGGAACUACAUGAAGUACAGAAAACAAACCAUAGAACUCGCUAAUGGAACUACAUGAAGUACAGAAAACAAAUUGUAGAACUCGCAAAUGCAACUACAUGAAGUACAGAAAACUAAUUUUCUAAUGGAACUACAAGAAGUACAUAAAACAAAUCACAGAACUCGCUAAAGGAACUACAAGAAGUACAGAAAACAAAGUAUAGAACUCGCUAAUGGAACUACAAGAAGUACAGAAAACAAGUCAUAGAACUGUCUAAUGGAACUACAAGAAGUACAGAAAACAAAUCGUAGAACUGUCUAAUGGAACUACAAGAAGUACAGAAAACAAAUCAUAGAACUGUCUAAUGGAACUACAAGAAGUACAGAAAACAAACCAUAGAACUCGCUAAUGGAACUACAAGAAGUACAGAAAACAAGUCAUAGAACUGUCUAAUGGAACUACAAGAAGUACAGAAAACAAGUCAUAGAACUGUCUAAUGGAACUACAAGAAGUACAGAAAACAAAGUAUAGAACUGUCUAAUGGAACUACAAGAAGUACAGAAAAACCAUAGAACUCGCUAAUGGAACUACAAGAAGUACACAAAAGAAAUCAUAGAACUCGCUAAUGGAACUACAUGAAGUACAGAAAACAAGUCAUAGAACUCACUAAUGAAACUACAUGAAGUACAGAAAACAAAUUGUAGAAUUUUCUAGUGGAACUACAAGAAGUACAGAAAACAAAUCAUGGAACUUGCUAGUUGAACUACAAGAAGCACAAAAGAUAAAUCGAAGAAUAGUGGAACAAAGAUACACAAAAAAUGAAUCGUACAACUCAAUAAAGUAGAUAUAGUGGAUCGGAAAUGCAAAAAAAGUACUAGAACUAACUAGAUCAGUGAGAACAUGUGAAGCAACAUACAAGGGACAUGGAGCUCACUGGAUCAUAGUCCGAUACUAAAACUAUAUAAGUAAUAUGUAAUGAUGUCUGUUUUGGUCUUGUGCUGUAUUGUAUAGAAGACUCAUAAUUAUAGGAUAUUAAACGAGCUUCCAUUUCGUAUCAUGUUUAUUUCCCAAGUGAAAUAAUUUUCAAUUGUCACAAGCUUUAGCGAGUGACAGAAAAUUAUUUCAAAGGGACAUAAACAUGAUACGAAAUGGUAGCGAGUUUAAUAUCCUAUUUAGUCCCCAUAAUCAAUGUUAAGUUAUAUCACUCAACUCAUUUGAUUAACGUUCCUAUACGGUUGGAAUGCACCAAUCCAUGACGUCAUCGUGUGAAGUCGAAGUGUUAAGUCCCACUUGGCGUUCUUUGAUAUGUACCAAGAUAUCUUUAACCACAUGAGUAAUAAUAUGUAUAUAAAGAAUAAUUAUUUUUAAUAUUUUGUUUUUAACUGUAAGUCUUCAUGUUUAUCCAGUAUUUACUUUGAAUCUGUGAAUUGUGUGUGGGUUUUGAAUUAAAAUAACAAGUUCCCAUUUUCACAAUAAAAAGUGUCAAAAAAACUAACAUUCCAUAUUUAUUAUCAGUUUAAAUUUAUGUAUAUAUAAUAUAUUGCUGUUUUACUCUACAUAUAUAUAUUUUUAAUGACGUUAGUAAUUAUGUACAUUUUGGUUGAUGUUAUUCACAUAUUUAUUGCUAAAUAAUUUAAUUAAAGUAUUAUGUAUAUUUUUCUACUUAUAUCAUUUGUUUUAUUUCAUUCCAAUGCUAAAACUUGUACAAUCUUACUCAUAUUGGUAUUGCAAUAAAAAACAACAACUAAUAAUAAAAUAACUUGUUGGAUA